This is a messenger RNA of Tetrahymena thermophila SB210, 1836 nucleotides long. RefSeq lists its product as hypothetical. NCBI's taxonomy places the organism in Eukaryota, Ciliophora, Oligohymenophorea, Hymenostomatida, Tetrahymenidae. The record is from RefSeq and is a predicted model, not a curated record. The transcript has a single exon.
CAAACAUCUUUUAUUAGAUCAGGGAUUUAUUCUUUCUUCAGAUGUAUUAGAAUAUUUAUUAGAUAAGAUUCUUAUUUUCUCAGUAAAGAAUUUGAUAAUAGUUUUUAGAUUUUAGUAAUUAUCUUAAUUUAAGGUAAAUUUAAUCAAAGAUAAACAUAAAAUAGAUAGAUAUUCACAAAGAUGGAAGCCUUAAAUAAAUAUUCAGUAAUGAACCAAUUCUGUAGUAAGCAUAAUUUAAGCUAUAUCUAUCUAGAAAUUGAAUAAGCUUAGUAAGAAAACCCUCUAGCCUGCAGUUAAUGUUGCUUGGAAAAUAGAGAAAAAUAAUAUAUAAGUAUUUAAAAAAUAAUAGAGAGUGAUAGUAAAAAGCCAGUAAUGAAUUGGCCAAAAGGGUUUACAAUUUAGGCUUACUAAUUUUUAGAUUCUCCACUGCAAAAAGAUAAGAAAGGAGAAUUGAUUAACAAAAUAAUGGAUUUCUAUCAAUAACUUUAGCAAGAAAUCUUAUUAGAAUUAGAUUAGUCAAAAAAAUAGUAAAUAAAAUAAUUAGAGCAGUAUUUCUUAGAUUUCUCUGAAAUGAGAAAUUUCUAUUAUGAAUCUUUCAGACUUAAAUAGCUGAAGGAGCUCAUGGCAUAUGAUGAUAAAUUAAUAACAUAAUAAUAUUAAAGAUUGCUAAGAGAAUUAAACAACAAAAAUAAUAAUAAUAAAACAAUUGAAACUUGUUUAUAACACCUCUACAUAAGUAUAGAAAGGUAUAGAGAUAUUGAUUAAUAGAUUCGCUUUGAAUAUUCUAAUUAAGCAAAAUAAAAUAUAAAGUAAAUCAUUUAAGGAAUUUAAAUUUUACCUCAAAUGUCUCAAAAUUCUCAGCAACCUUAACAAUAAUCUUAAAAUAUGAGAUUCUCUCAAUAGAAUUAAUAAUUUUAAGAAAUUUAACUAUCUCUAUAAUCUCAAAUAGCUUAGUAAAAUUAAAUACUUGAUUAGGCUCAAUAGUCUCUAAUAUAAUCAAGCUAAAUAAAUUAAUUUAGCAGUUAGAAUAACUAAAAUCUGUUUAAUAAUUUGCAGACUAUACCUUUUUACCCAAAUAUAGUGGCUCCUUCAGAAAUAGGAGUAAUUUUCUCUUAAUAAAUCAAAGAGCAAAUGAAUUAAUAUAACUCAACAAAUCUUUUAAGAUUUAAAAACGAAUUCUCUGAAGAAAAACUAACAAAAGUAAUAAGGGAAUCUGUUAAUAUUAGCAAUAAUUAGAAGUUAAAUUAUAAGUCUUUUUUAAAUAAAUUAUAAUAUAUGACCUAAUAGGUUUUUGAUUUUAAUAACUUAAACAAUGAAUAAUAACUAGCUUAAUAAAUAUUUUUUUACAUUAAUAAAAAUAUGCAUAAUGAAAUUAAUUAAAUUUUACUUUCUAAUAACUCUAAGCUAGUUGAAAUGUGGGUACCUUUGAUAUAAUUGUAUUAGAAGUCUCUCUCUAUAUAUAGUGGGAUUUAAGUAAUAAAUAAUUAAUAAUAAAUGAACACAAUUCUGUAUAGACCAGCUUUAAUACCAUAAUAUCACUUCAACUAGUUGAUAUAAGUAAAUAAUCAAAUUUGCUUUACUUCAUUUUAGACUUUUGUUCCUUCGUACUUAACAGCAAUUCAGUACAUUUUUCACCAAAAACAAAGUGAAGAAAAUAUGAAUGUGAUAUUUAAAUACAAGCCUGAAAUCAGUUAGUCAUCAGAAUUAAGAAUAAUUUAAAUAAAUUAAGUAUAUAUAACUUAACCAAUUAUUGUCUACAAAAUAAUUGACAUCAAAAGAUCAACCAUAAAUAAUAAAAUUUUCUAUCAAGUUUAAAUUCAAAAAAAUGAAUAUUGA